GUGCGCGGAGUUUGCGUCAUGUUUUUGUAGGAAACGUCAAGAAAGGUGGGGACACGAAGGCGUAGCUUACGCUUGUCAGUCCACUGCCACUGCUUUAGUAAGAUGGCUACGAUGUUGUCGCGGACCAUCUCACUCGCUGAGAAUCUUGCCCGAUUCAAUGGGCCCAAGAUAUUGGGAUGCAAGACCAACUUGGUAAAACAGCCAGUGAGGAACUUAAACGUGCACGAACAUAUCAGUUACAGUUUACUAAAUGAAGCUGGAGUGCCAACUCCGAAAUUUGGAGUCGCUAAAACUCCAGAUGAAGCUGCAAAACUUGCAGCCGACUUGAAGAGCAAAGAUAUUGUUUUAAAGGCACAAGUUUUAGCAGGUGGCAGAGGGAAAGGUCAUUUUAAAGGCACCAAUGUCAGUGGAGUAAAGAUGUGCGAAACGCCAGAAGAAGCAAAGAAGUUAGCCAGUCAAAUGUUAGGAAAGUUAUUAAUUACAAAACAAACAGGAGAAGCAGGUAGGAUAUGUAACGCAGUGAUGGUAACACAGCGCAUGUUUCCCCGCAAAGAGUAUUACCUUGCAGUCAUGAUGGAAAGAGCCUUUGGAGGUCCAGUUAUAAUAGCUUCGAGUCAAGGUGGUGUAAACAUAGAAGAAGUCGCUGCAACAAAUCCUAGUGCUAUCAUGUACGAGCCCAUCGACAUUCUAAAGGGAAUUACAAAAGAACAGGCAGAACGUAUUGCUGUUAAGCUAGGUCUACAAAAUGUUAAAGAUUAUAUUUCCAAUAUCAUUGUAAAUCUGUAUCAGAUGUUUGUCAAGAAAGAUGCUCUCCUGCUGGAAGUAAACCCUCUUGCAGAAGAUAUUAAUGGAAACUACUUUGCAUUGGACUGCAAGUGUAGAUUCGACGACAACGCCGAGUUCAGACAAAAGGAAUUAUUUGCCUUGAGGGAUUGGACUCAAGAAGAUCCUAAAGAAGUCGAAGCAGCAAAGUUCGAUCUGAAUUACAUUGCACUUGACGGCAAUAUUGGUUGUAUGGUCAAUGGAGCUGGUUUAGCUAUGGCUACUAUGGACAUUAUAAAAUUACACGGAGGAGAACCUGCGAACUUCUUGGAUGUCGGUGGUGGUGCGUCCACUUCAGCUGUAAAGGAAGCAUUUAAAAUCAUUACAUCGGAUCCACGUGUUCAUGCUCUUUUGGUUAACAUCUUUGGUGGCAUCAUGAGGUGUGAUGUAAUCGCAGAAGGAAUUAUAGCUGCAACUAAAGAACUUAGCUUAAAAAUUCCUGUUGUUGUUCGAUUGCAGGGUACAAACGUAGACGAAGCGAAAGCCCUGAUCGCAAACGCAGGUUUGAAAAUCGUACCGAUCGAUGAUCUCGACGAAGCUGCUCGAGUUGCGGUGAAACUGUCUACGAUUGUCAAGUUGGCGCAAUCGGAGAAUCUUAGUGUGAACUUUGAGAUACCUUCGAUUUCAUAGAUUUAGCAAGAAUUGUAACUACCAGAAGAAAGAAAGUUAAAAGAAAGAAAGAAAAGUCAAAAAUAUAUUCGCGCCCUGUUAAACGGUUGGAAGAACAUUUGAAAGUAAUAACUACGUAACAACUUCGAAUGUUAUUUCUGCGCUUAUCUCUUUAGAAUCACAUCUCAGUGUUUCAAACGCUGCCGCGUCACGUGGAAUAGCAAAAUGUUCAUCGAAAGUGUUCUAAAUAAGACUUGUACUUUUCCGAGAGAACACGGUGUUUCUUCAUACUCCUGUAAAUGUUGAAUGCUAGAAAAAUUACCCAAACUAUUCAUUGGAACUUUUUUAGUGUUGCUUAUUUUCCAUUGUAAGCACAAACUCAUUACUGGGAAGUGUGCAGGCUUCUCUGAAAACAUUGUUUAUUGCUUGCCCGUCAAUGGGUCUCUGUGAUUCAGUAUUAAAACUAAGUUAUAUGAUAUAUAUUUAUCGACAUAGCUAUAUUUUUUGCACGAAAGUCUAUGCAACAUUCUUUCGAAGCUUCUAUUUGGACCGACAAGGUGUAACUGUUACUAACCGAAAAAAAAAAAGAA
This is a messenger RNA of Nomia melanderi (Alkali bee), 2021 nucleotides long. RefSeq names its product succinate--CoA ligase [ADP-forming] subunit beta, mitochondrial-like. Gene Ontology annotation, cellular component: succinate-CoA ligase complex; mitochondrion. Gene Ontology annotation, molecular function: ATP binding; metal ion binding; succinate-CoA ligase (ADP-forming) activity. Lineage: Eukaryota; Metazoa; Arthropoda; Insecta; Hymenoptera; Halictidae. Gene Ontology annotation, biological process: tricarboxylic acid cycle; succinyl-CoA metabolic process. The record is from RefSeq and is a predicted model, not a curated record.